Molecule: messenger RNA, 378 nt
Organism: Trichophyton benhamiae CBS 112371
Lineage: Eukaryota; Fungi; Ascomycota; Eurotiomycetes; Onygenales; Arthrodermataceae
Exons: 1
Coding region: 1-378 (125 amino acids)
Source: RefSeq, a predicted model, not a curated record
AUGCAUAUAUACCUUCGGCCGUCAAAGUAUCCUAGUUGGGCUCCGGGUAUUCGAGCAACAUUGCCAGUUACCGGAUUUUUCCUGGUAUCCAAUAUCUAUCUCACCGUUGCACCAUUCCUCCCACCGCCAAAUCCCAAGGACAAUAUAUAUGCUUACCUUCCGUACUACUCGCACUGUGUGGCCGGUCUGAGUGUCUUUGUGAUUGGCGCGGUAUACUGGGUGAUAUGGGCAAAGCUGCUACCUUGUAUGAAGGUAUAUGAGAUUGCCGAGCACUCCUUUGAGGAGGAGAAUGGAGCAACUAGGAUGGUGGCAGUAAGGAUACCUUCGGCAGGGCCCAGUGCGCCAGAUGAGAAGAGGAAAGAAAGCCAUUUUGGUUAG